GGUAUUAUCGGAGUUAUUGACUAUUGUGAAAUAUUGACCCGAUAAUAUAAUACUCCAAGGAAAUCGUGACCGAAAAUCCGUUAUCUUAUCCAAUUCUUGUAAUCCUUCUGGGAAAGAAAAUCAAAAUACCCGCGCAGAAAGGCAACCUCCGGCCUGGAUGAAGCAGUGCUUACUUUACCAGUCGCCUCUCCGGCCACUCACCAUUGCAUAGGUUAUUCUCGUUUGGGGAUGUUGAAGAAGCGCUAAUGGUGACAUCGAUGUUACUCAGCACUUCAAAGCCGCCUUCUUCCGCCAUUCCAAUCAAGCAAGACAAUGUACCGGAAAAUUCGUCCUUCCCGCCGAAACCCACCUCCGUUUCUUACUCCAAGAAGCCGCAUUCAGCAAUGGUGGACUCCCACCUGAAUUUCCUUCGCAAAAAUGGGCGACUAAGCGAGGCUGUGGAGGUUCUCGACGCUCUGGCUCAGGAUGGGACGAAGGUAAAUUCCAAGACUUUGAUCGGGCUGCUCCAGUCGUGCAUCGACUCCAAUGCCGUCGAUUUGGGCCGAAAGAUUCACGCCAGAAUUAGCCUGGCGGAGGAAAAGUCGGCGUUUCUCGAGACGAAGCUGGUUGGGAUGUACGCGAAAUGCGGGUGCUUGCGUGAUGCCCGCAUGGUGUUCGAUGAAAUGCGGGAGAGAAACUUGUACACGUGGUCCGCGAUGAUCGGUGCCUGCUGCAGGGAUCAGAGAUGGAAGGAAGUCGUGGGGCUUUUCCAUAUGAUGAUGGCAGAUGGGAUUUUGGCGGAUGGUUUUCUGCUGCCUAAGAUCCUGCAAGCGUGCGGCAACUGUGGUGAUUUUCGGACUGGGAAGCUGUUACAUUCUUUGGUGGUGAAAUGUGGUAUGGGUGAUUUCCCACGAGUGAAUAAUUCGAUUCUGGCUGUGUAUGCGAAAUGUGGGGAGUUGGGAUUAGCUAGGAAGUUUUUUGACGGUAUGGAUGAUAAGACAGAUAGAGUUGCUUGGAAUGCUUUGAUAUCUGGGUAUUGCCAGAAAGGUGAGAUCAAGGAAGCUCAUAGAUUGUUUGAUGCCAUGUGUAAAGAAGGGGUUGAACCAGGUUUGGUAACUUGGAAUAUACUGAUUACUGGGUACAAUCAGAUUGGACAGUGUGAUGUUGCAAUGGAAUUGAUGGAAGAAAUGGUGAGAUUUGGGAUAGAACCAGAUGUGGUUGCUUGGACUGCUAUGAUCUCUGGGUAUGCUCAAAACAACAGGCAAAUUCAGGCACUAGAUUUGUUUGAGGAUAUGAUUUCGUCUGGGGUUGAACCAAAUGGAGUUACUAUUGCAACUGCAAUUUCUGCUUGUUCAGUUUUGAAAUUAUUAAACAAUGGGAUGGCAAUUCAUGCUCUGGCUGUUGAAAUAGGCUGCACUGAUGAUGUACUUGUCGGGAAUGCACUCAUCGAUUUCUACUCAAAGUGCGAGAAGCUGGAGGCUUCUCAGCUAGUCUUUGAUUGUAUGCCCGAGAAAGAUGUUUUCACUUGGAAUUCGAUGAUUGGAGGAUAUAUUCAAGCAGGAUACAGUGGGAAAGCCAAUGAACUAUUCACGAGGAUGCAGAAUUCCGAGAUUCAACCCGAUGUUAUCACUUGGAAUACAAUGAUAUCGGGAUAUAUAGAAAAUGGAGACGAAGAUGAAGCCACAGAUCUCUUCCACAAGAUGGAAAAGGAUGGGAAAAUAAAGCGUGACACAGCAUCAUGGAAUUCUCUUAUCGCUGGUUACUUGCAUAUUGGACAGAAACAGAAGGCACUUUGUAUGUUCAGACAAAUGCAGUCUUCAGGUUUCAGUCCUAAUGCUGUAACAAUACUGAGUGUUUUGCCUGCUUGUGCAAAUUUAGUUGCACUGAAAAAGGUCAAAGAGAUCCAUGGCAUUGUGCUACGGAGAAACCUAGAAGCUGCAGUCUCCAUCCCAAAUUCACUUAUCGACACUUAUGCCAAAUCCGGGAAACUAGUUUAUUCAAGAUCCUUGUUCGACCGAAUGAAGUCCAAAGAUUUCAUUACCUGGAACUCGAUAAUUGCUGCGUAUGUACUACAUGGCUGUUCGGAUGAAGCCCUUAGUCUUGUGGAGCAGAUGUUGAUGUUGGGAUUGAAGCCAGAGCGGAGUACUUUUGUCAAUAUCAUACUCGCCCAUAGCCUUAAUGAGAAUGUUGAAGAGGGGAAGCAUAUUCUCACUACCAUGAUUGAAGACGAUCAACUCAAUCCUGCCAUUGAAAAUUAUGCAGCUAUGGUAGAUUUGUAUGGUCGUGCUGGCAGGCUUGAAGAAGCAAUACGGUUUAUUGAGGCUAUGCCAGUGAAGCCCGACUCAUCAGUGUGGUCUAGAUUAUUAACUGCCUGCAGAGUUCAUGGCUGUCUCGACUUGGGAAUCCAUGCAGGGGAAAGACUUCUUAACUUGGAACCAGGAAAUGCAUUGAUCAGUCAUUUGGUCUUACAAGCAUAUGCUCUUCGUGGAACGCGGGAGGACACAUUCAGACUGCAAAGGCUUCAAAAUGAGCACCAACUGCCUAAACUUAUUGGGGAGAGCUGGAUUGAAAGUAAAAAUAAAAUGCAUUCUUUUGUUUCGGGAGAUCGGUCUAAACCUUACUCGAACCUCCUAUUCGCUUGGAUAGAUCGGAUAUCUAUUGAAGACAAAGGAAUUGGAAGAAGGCAGGGUUUGUGCAUUGGAGAUGAAGAGAAGGAAGAAAUUGUUGGGGUUCACAGUGAAAAGCUUGCAUUAGCUUUUGCAUUUGUUUGCUCACAACCAGUGGUUCCUCGGAGUAUAAGGAUUGUGAAGAACCUGAGAAUGUGCAGUGAUUGUCACCGGAUGGCGAAACAUAUCUCACUGAAAUAUGGAUGUGAGAUAUACUUGAGUCACCCGAAGUGCUUCCACCACUUUAAAGAUGGCCAUUGUUCUUGCGGUGAUUACUGGUAGCACAAAAUGUACAAAGCAAAACAAAUAACAAAAUUUUGUUCCAGGGUUUCCUUAGAUGAAUUUGUACAGGAUUCAAGCUGCCAGAGAAUGCUGCAGCAGAUUAUAUGAGAUCAAUCAUAUUUUCUGUUUGUCAAUGGUUCAUCCUUGGUUUUUACUCAAUCUGGUUGAAACCUAAUGAAGGGAAUGAUCUGAACAGUGGUGCAUGACUGCAGCCAUUGCUAGCCACCUGUUGUCUUUGCUCAGGACAUCAAUUAAUCUUGGCAGGAAAAAUUAACUGAUAUUGGUGAG
This is a messenger RNA of Linum trigynum, 3215 nucleotides long. The record is from the annotation of a GenBank genome assembly. Lineage: Eukaryota; Viridiplantae; Streptophyta; Magnoliopsida; Malpighiales; Linaceae.